Diabrotica balteata is the source of this 2126-nucleotide messenger RNA. The record is from the annotation of a GenBank genome assembly. Lineage: Eukaryota; Metazoa; Arthropoda; Insecta; Coleoptera; Chrysomelidae.
GCGUUUAAACCGUUUGUUGGGUUGGAUGAGGCCAGGCCAGUGCAUAACGCGAGAACUAGCAGAGUGAGGUGAGGAUUCAAUUCAGUUAGGUAUAACGCUUUGUUUAGUGUGAGUUCCGUUAUGGCGUAGUGUUUCAAAACGCGAAAUUUAGUGACGAUAUUGUUUUAAGUGUGUAAAGAGAUUGAAUUUUAAUGGUGAAGAUGUCGGUAAUGCAAAUUCAGCAGGCCAAAAGGCAACAGUGUUAUCUUUGUGACCUUCCGAGAAUGCCAUGGGCAAUGGUACACGAUUUUUCUGAAGCGGUAUGUAGAGGAUGUGUAAAUUAUGAAGGUGCUGACAGAAUCGAAAUAGUUAUAGAAACUGCUCGACAAAUGAAACGAGCUCACGGAUUUCAGGAACAGCGAUCCGCUCAUAAUGCAAAGACCCACAGAAGUACCACUUCGUUAGAACACCAAAAUGGUGAAGUAGUUGCCUCGUCAAGUAGACAACAAAGUGCUCCUCAUCAUACUACCACUUAUGGACUUCACCAUUCGAGGUCGAAUAUGUUGGCAGAGUAUCAAGCUGCUCAACAACAAGCUCCUGUGCCUCCCAGAGGGAGAACACAGCUAGAAGCUACACAAGAACACGAAAUUGUUGCACGAACCUCAGUGAGAUUGCCAACGGCAGCCCAUUUGGCUGCUCAUCACCAGUUGCAAACUCAUCAUCAUUCUAACAAUAGCAGGCCUGGUACGAUACCCCAACAGGGAAUUAAAAGAGGGUUAACUUCGACAGAUGACGAUGAUCACCAUGGUCAUCAUCAUUCCAACGGAGAUAUCGGCGGAGCUAAAAGAAUGCUUUCAGUUGACGAGCACGGUAAUGCCGUCAGGCCCCCAUUAACUAGGGGAGACUCCCUUCCUGCCGUUUCGCUAGCACAGCCUUUUGUUAUUUCGACGGAAAGAACGUUUAAACAAGAGAAACACCCUAUUCGAACAGCUUCCUUUGACGCAGGAACUGCAUUUAAACCUAAUGCUCCUGUCUCGAUAGCCAGUGCGAAUGGGACCUCUUCGAAUUCUCCAUUAAAUAAUAGAACUGGUUCCCCACCAGAAGCCAACAUGGCUGGUGCGACACCCCAGGCUCAACCUACUACCGGUUCUGGCCAAAGCCCCAUGGCAGCUUUGAUAUCAGUAGCCGACAAUCUACCACCAGGAAGUCCUCGAUCAACAGGAGGAAGUCCACCUACAAACGUUGCCCCUCGGUCUGCAUCGAGAGGAUCUCAGCAUUCGCCUAAUUCAACAGCAGGUUCUUCUAGUGGUAGACGUUCGUCUGGAUCAAGGCAUGUUUCUUCAACGACAGUAACAUCUACAGAAGCUGGUACUAUGUCGGCCAAUAAUAAUGAGACUUUAACCGGUAGCGGCGACAAUGUUGCCACUACUCCUACGGCUACAGCAACUUUGAAAUGUACAUUGUGCCAAGAACGAUUGGAAGAUACACAUUUUGUACAAUGUCCUUCAGUGCCACACCACAAAUUCUGUUUUCCCUGCAGCAGAGAAAGCAUAAAACGACAAGGAGCAGGAUCCGAGGUAUACUGUCCUAGCGGAGAAAAAUGUCCAUUGGCGAAUUCGAAUGUACCAUGGGCAUUUAUGCAGGGAGAAAUAGCCACGAUAUUGGGUGAAGAUUACAAAGUGAAGAAAGAAAGAGAAUCUUAAAAGCAAGCGAAGUCAUGUUGAGCGUGAAACUCUUACUCGAUAGAAGUCGAGGAAAAAUCUCUUGACAGAGAUCGAAACUUAAUGGAAAAUAUUGAUGAAGGCAAGAAUUUGGGAGUCAAGAUGCCGAAAGGAUUGUCUUGUACAUUAAACUGGAAAAGGCUGUGUCAAAAUGUUUAGUUCUUAAAUAACGGAUGGUACGCGAAUCUGUAAAAUCCGUCUUAUGAUUGUAUACCUACCGAAUUAUAACAAAAAAAAAUGGCUAAUUUCGCCGAAUAUUUGUAAAUAACGACAGCGACCAUGUCUGUAGCUUUUAAAAUGAUUUAUUGUCUCGGGUUUUUGCGAUUAUUUACUUGUCUCUUUUAUUGUAAACGACUUUUUGUAAAUAUUGUACAAUAAGCAAAAAAAAUUGGAAGAAGUGUAUAAAAUAUAUUAUGCCAGAUAGAU